UAAUUUAAAGGAUGAAUUUAAAACUUUGCAAUUUUAUGAAAAACUCUUGGAUGCCUAUUAAGCGAAAAAUUUCUGUACGUUGUAUGGUUUACUACCAAAGAGUUGUUCUGGGAAUAGAAACAAGCUGUGAUGAUACUGGUGCUGCUGUUGUUGAUGAAAAUGGUAGAAUACUGGGAGAGGCUCUUCUUUCGCAGAAAGAAGUUCAUUUAAAAACAGGAGGAAUCCUACCAACUGUGGCACAACAACUUCAUAAAGAUAACAUUGAUAGAGUUGUUAAUGAAGCCAUACUGUCUAGUGGCAUCUAUCUGCAUGAGGUUUCAGCUAUCGCCACAACAGUGAAGCCUGGACUUGCAUUAAGUCUUGGAGUUGGUGUUUCAUACAGCUUAAACUUGGUUAAACGUUAUAACAAACCCUUUAUACCGAUCCAUCAUAUGGAAGCUCAUGCAUUAACUAUUCGAUUAUUGCACCAAGUGGAAUUUCCAUUUUUAGUACUUUUAAUUUCUGGAGGCCAUUGCAUCUUGUCUAUUGCUAAUGGGGUAUCAGACUUUUUGCUGCUUGGACAGUCACUAGAUGAAUCACCAGGUGAAGUCUUGGACAAGGUUGCUAGGAGACUUUCAUUGUUCAAGCAUGCUGAAUGUUCUUCCAUGAGUGGUGGACAAUCCAUAGAGUACUUGGCUCAGUUUGGUAACAAGCGGUUUAUCAGACGCCAACCUCCAAUGUCACAGUACCAAGACUGCAACUUUUCUUUUGCUGGACUUCGAAACCAUUAUGAUCAUAUUAUUCAAAAACUAGAGAACAAUGAAGGAAUACGGAAGGGGAUAUUGCUUUCCUGUGCAGCUGACAUUGCAGCCUCAUUUCAACACUCUGUUGCACAUCACCUGGUGAAACGUACUCAACGAGCUAUUUUCUUCUGCAAGCAAGAAAGACUUUUACCAUCUUCAAAAGCUUCAUUGGUUGUGUCUGGAGGAGUUGCCAGCAAUGGAUACAUUCGCAAAGUGCUACAAAAUUUAACAGAUGAUAUGGAUAUGUCUUUGUUUUGUCCUCCACCACAACUCUGCACAGACAAUGGCGUAAUGAUUGCCUGGAAUGGCAUUGAGAGACUACGCAUUGGUGCUGGAGUCUUAGAAAAUACAGAUGACAUACGUUAUGAACCAAGAGCUUUGUUUGGCAGAGACAUCUCAGAACAAGUUAAGAAAGCUGCAAUAAAGUUACCCUCUCUCAAGAAUAUAAUGUAAUCACUGUGAAUAAUAGACUGCCUGAAAGAACAGAUUUGCUACUUAUAAAGGGUCCAUAGAAUUGAUAUUCUUGUUAAUACCUAGCAUAUAAAAUGGAAACUGUUUAUUAAAAGCAUGCCAGCCUUAUGUUUUUAAUUCCUUCUAUGCCUAUGUUGUUUUUUUCAAAGU
Messenger RNA from Bufo bufo (common toad), 1403 nucleotides. It is a transcript of the gene OSGEPL1, whose product is annotated as O-sialoglycoprotein endopeptidase like 1. Gene Ontology annotation, biological process: tRNA threonylcarbamoyladenosine modification. Bases 12 to 1235 code for a protein of 407 amino acids. Gene Ontology annotation, cellular component: mitochondrion. The transcript has 7 exons. NCBI's taxonomy places the organism in Eukaryota, Metazoa, Chordata, Amphibia, Anura, Bufonidae. The record is from RefSeq and is a predicted model, not a curated record.